AAUUGACAGCUUUGAUGUUGAUGUAUUGCUUUUGUUUUGCUACAUCUCCAGAAAACGAGGAAAAUGUUAUGUAUAAAAAGAUUUUCCGCAAAGUAGCCAACAAUUCGAAGAAACUCGACGUUGUGAAAAUUUUAGUGGAGAUCGAGGUGGAGAUGUCGGUUGUUGUGGAACAUUCUUCAUCAUGCAAAGAGGUUCCGGCAGAAAACAACAAUUACAUCCUGUGGAACCGGUACCGAAAGCGGAACAUUGUUGAAUACUCCACUGACUUCCCGGAAAUCUUCCGGCCAAUCUUCUGGAAAAGGUCAACUCAAACCAGCAGGAACAAGACGAGAAGUGCGCGGGAACGGCUUGGCGAAAUUGACAACUGGAAGCACCGGAGGGGAAAGAACCAUGAACAUCGAAGUGUGAGCAACAUAGUGCAGUCGAUUUCGUGACAAAUUUUAAAGUUUUGUUAUGUAUUACUAAAC
Messenger RNA from Culex quinquefasciatus (southern house mosquito), 467 nucleotides. RefSeq lists its product as uncharacterized. The transcript is spliced from 2 exons. The record is from RefSeq and is a predicted model, not a curated record. Lineage: Eukaryota; Metazoa; Arthropoda; Insecta; Diptera; Culicidae. Bases 15 to 434 code for a protein of 139 amino acids.